Molecule: messenger RNA, 3162 nt
Organism: Aspergillus ibericus CBS 121593
Lineage: Eukaryota; Fungi; Ascomycota; Eurotiomycetes; Eurotiales; Aspergillaceae
Product: putative zinc metalloprotease
Exons: 3
Coding region: 1-3162 (1053 amino acids)
Molecular function (GO): metal ion binding
Source: RefSeq, a predicted model, not a curated record
AUGGCACCUAGUCAAAACAGCCAUUUCAAGCUGCUCCAGAGAUUCAAGCCGGACUAUUCGCCCAGCGAGUUUGUCCAGUAUGAAUCGGAGAGGACGGGCAUGAGAGUAGUGGUCAUCGACCAAAAAGGCCCUAAAGUCACAGGAUAUUUUGUUUUAGCCACUGAGAUCCUCGAUGACUCUGGUGCACCUCAUACAUUGGAACACCUGUGUUUCAUGGGCUCGCGGAACUAUAGAUACAAGGGAUUCCUUGACAAGCUUGCAACGCGUGUUUAUUCCAAUACUAAUGCCUGGACGGCCACAGACCAUACGGCUUACACGCUGGACACAGCUGGUUGGGAAGGAUUCGCUCAGAUUCUGCCCGUGUACCUAGAGCAUGUCAUAGCUCCAACUCUGACAGAUGAAGGGUGUUACACCGAAGUGCAUCACAUCGAUGGCACCGGAAACGAUGCCGGAGUCGUCUAUUCGGAGAUGCAGGGUGUGCAGAAUAAUUCUGCAGAGUUGAUUGAUCUAACUGCUCGUCGGUUGACUUAUCCACAUGGUGUGGGUUUCCGCUACGAGACAGGCGGUAUGAUGGAGCAGCUCCGUGUCCUCACAGCGGAGCGGAUCCGGGCGUUCCACCGCGAAAUGUACCAGCCCAAGAACUUGUGUUUGAUCAUCACAGGCGAGGUAGACCACGAAAACAUGCUGGAAACCUUGGACAAAUUUGAAGAUACCAUCCUAGACGUUAUUCCCAGUCCCGAUUCGCCCUUCAAGAGGCCCUGGGUAGAUUCAAAGCAGGCUCCGCCCUUGGAGAAGUCCAUUGUGCAGACUGUGGAAUUCCCGGAAGAAGAUGAAUCUUUUGGGGAGAUAGAGAUAAGAUUCCUUGGCCCCGACUGCUCUGACCCUGUUCAAACUGGGGCCGUUAACGUUGCACUGUUGUAUCUGGCUGGUUCAUCUGCUUCUCUCCUGGAUAAUAUCCUGGUUGAGAAGGAACAGCUCGCAAGUGCCGUCUAUUACGCCACCGAAGACCGUCCUAGCAUCGAGAUCCGCUUCACUCUGACCAGCGUCGAGACGGAGAAACUCGCGCAGGUAGAAAACCGAUUUUUCGAAGUGCUCAAGGAUGCCAUGGAGAAAGAACUUGAUAUGAGGUAUAUCAAAGAGUGCAUUGACCGACAAAGACGGACUUGGAAGUUUUCUACGGAAAGCUCUGCUUCGUCCUUUGCGGAGUACGUUAUCUCGGAUUUCCUUUUCGGAAAACGGGACGGAUCGACUAUGCUUGAUGUUGCGACGUUGAAAGAAUAUGAAGUGUUGGAAAAAUGGAGCGAGGGAGAGUGGCGCAGUUUCAUCAAGAGAUGGAUCUCCGACGCCAAACAUGUCACCAUUCUGGGAGUCCCCUCCGUGAAAAUGUCCGAUACAUUAAAGAAGGAAGAAGAAGCAAGAGUCGCGGAGCAGAAGAAGCUCUUGGGUGAGGAUGGCCUGAAGAAGCUGGCUGACAAGCUGGAAAAAGCGAAAGCCGAGAAUGACAAGGAAAUCCCUAAGGAGAUGUUGGAGAGAUUCCAAAUCCCCGGGAUCGAGUCUAUUCAUUUCGUGGAGACUACCACAGCCAGAUCUGGUGCUGCCCUGGAUUCCGGCCGCCCAGCCCACAAAGCGCAAAAGCUAGUGGAUGCCGACGGUUCUGAUCUGCCCUUGUUCAUCCACUUUGAGCAUAUCCCUAGUAGCUUUGUUCAGCUCUCCCUCCUCAUCUCUGCGCAAGCUGUACCUGUACAACUUCGCCCGCUGUUGUCUGUUUAUACGGAGGCAUUCUUCAACCUGCCUGUCAACCGUGACGGGGAGACAAUCAACUUUGAACAAGUUGUCGUUGAGCUUGAAAGAGAUACAGUGGGUUACUCCAUGGAAGGGGCUAGAAGUCUAUGCAACUCGGAGAUGCUGCGUAUCUCAUUCCAGGUGGAAAUCGACAAAUACAGCACGGCGAUUGCAUGGAUCCAGGAGCUUUCCUGGAACUCGAUCUUCGAUGUUGAGCGACUGCGAGCAAUCACCAGUCGACUGCUUUCCGAUGUGCCCGAUUCUAAGCGCAGUGGCGAUGACAUGCUUGCGGCUGUGCAUGUGAUGGUUCACUACGCGGCAGAGUCUAUUGUCCGUGCUCGGAGCACCUUGGUGAAGGCCCGUUACCUGAAAAGGAUCAAGAAACAACUAGCCGAAGAUCCAAAAUCUGUCGUUGCGCGCAUGGAAGAGAUUAGAAAUGCUCUUUUCCGUUUCGAGAACAUGCGAGUUCUAGUUAUUGCGGACCUCGAGAAACUCCAAAACCCUGUGUCGGCAUGGAAACCGUUUACUGAGCGUUUGGGUGCGAGUGCCCCCCUGCAACCUAUCACGGCCAGGAGACCAUUGCUCAGUGAGGCUGGCCAGAAGUUGGGCGGCAAGUCGUAUGUGGUUCCUAUGCCAACGAUUGAUUCAUCAUUUGCAUAUGCAACGGCACGGGGUCUUGAUUCGUAUGAUGACCCGAGACUUGCUGCCUUGAUGGUCGCAAUUUCAUACAUGAACGCGGUGGAGGGACCCCUUUGGGUUGCAGUUCGGGGCAAGGGCCUAGCCUAUGGCACCACCUUCGCCUACAACAUCGACACCGGGUUUGUCAACUUCGAUGUAUACCGCUCUCCUAACGCCCAUAAGGCCUUCGACUCAAGCAAGCAGAUUGUUGAGGAUCAUCUUUCUGGAGCCAUCCCCUUCGAUCCUCUGAUGCUGGAAGGCUCGAUCAGCAGCAUUGUUGUCAGCUUUGCUAACGAGCAAGCGACCAUUGCCAAUGCUGCUUCUGGCAGCUUUGUCCGACAGGUGGUGCGACGCUUGCCCAGCGAUUACAAGGAGAGGGUGCUCAAGCAGGUGCGCGCCACUAGCAUCGAAGACGUCAAGGGCGCAUUGCAGCACAUCAUCCUGCCUUUGUUCAACCCCACUACUGCGAAUAUCGUGAUUACAUGCGCCACAGUGCUUGAGGAUACGAUCAAGGAAGGCCUCGAGGCAUCCGGAUUCACUCCGAAGGUACAGGCACUCAAGGAAUUUGAAGAUGACUAUGGACUGAAGGUUGGUGAUGAUGAGGAUGAGGAGUCUGACGACGACGAUGAGGAUGAUGAAACUGGAUCCGAAGACGAAGACGAUGAUGAUGACGAAGAGUCUGACGACGAAGCUGAUGAGUGA